This is a messenger RNA of Cherax quadricarinatus, 2592 nucleotides long. NCBI's taxonomy places the organism in Eukaryota, Metazoa, Arthropoda, Malacostraca, Decapoda, Parastacidae. The record is from RefSeq and is a predicted model, not a curated record.
CACCCAUGAGGGUAGUCAGUGUGAGCAGAGCGGGCACAGUGUAAGGGGUGUACUGCCUUUAUCCCCUGCCAUCCCUGCUGCUGCUCACACACGCCCUGCCUUCACCCACCAGUCUGUCAUACCUGUGCUCACCGCCGACACAUUACAUCUCGUAAACAGUAUACGUGUACUCAAGUGAUUUCUUGGCAAAGAAAUGUGAUAUAUUGUUAUUUUGAGUUAAGUGUAGUGAUCAAAUAAGGCAGCCCAGGCAGCGGUAAAAGAUGUACUUUGGAAGUAUGGUGAGUGGUGGCCAGGGUAGCAUGGCGCUGAGGGUGUCGCUGCUGGUGGUGAUGCUGGGGGCAGCAGCAGCUGCUGUCAGAUGCCCUCCCAAGUGCUUGUGUUUCCGCACCACUGUCCGAUGUAUGUUCCUCGGCCUCAAGAGGAUACCACACGUGCCACCCAAGACCACCAUUCUGGAUCUGCGCUUCAACAAGAUCAGGAGUAUCCCCACCAACCACUUCAAGGACCUCAAACAUCUCCACACCUUGUUGCUGAACAACAAUCACAUCACUCGCCUACAGAAUGGUUCCUUCUCUGGGCUAGAGGCUCUGCGUUACCUGUACCUGUAUAAGAACCGGAUACGGGUUAUUGAGAGCCAGGUGUUCCAAGAGCUGGACAAGUUGGAACAACUGUACCUUCAUUUCAACGACCUUGCAACAUUCGAGGCUGACACCUUCUCCAAUUUGCCCAACUUGGAACGGCUGUUCCUACACAACAACCGUCUCCAGAGGGUACCCCAAGGUGCCUUUGCAAACCUCCAAGCACUUAGACGACUGCGACUGGACUCUAAUGCCCUGGUGUGCGACUGUCAACUGAUGUGGCUGGCCAAUAUGGUGAAGGAAAAACAACAUACUACUCAAGUUGCCGCCACUUGUCAGUUUCCGUCAGUGCUUCAGGGCAAGAGCCUUACUUCCCUGAAUGACUCAGAGUUUGAAUGCCGCGGUAAACCAUUCAUCAAGGAGGGACCCACUGAUGUGGAUGUCAAAUUCGGAGGCACUGCGUAUUUCACAUGCAAAGUUGAUGGUGAUCCACAGCCUGAGGUCGUAUGGUUCCAUAAUAAUGAGGUGAUAGGUGACAAUGAGCGCUACAACAUCCUCACCGAUGGAACGUUAAUGAUUGAAAACACCCAGGAUGAUGACGUGGGAUUUUAUGAGUGCAUGGCCACAAAUCCCAUGGGGGAAGUUAAAUCUCGUAAAGCUAAAAUGGCACCUGAAGAGCAGCAGGAUGAAGUCAGAGAUGAACAUUUUUCAGCUCACGUCAAGCCUCGUUUCCUUCGGCUGCCAAGUGAUGUGAAUGUGACUGAAGGUUUGCCUGUUGAAAUAGAAUGCCAGGCAUCGGGAAUUCCCAAACCUGAUGUCAUAUGGACAAGAAAUGAUGACCCAAUAAUUGAAGGUCCAAGGAUUCAGGUAUCUAGUCGUGGGACAUUUUCCAUCUCCUCAGCGAUACGAAAUGAUUCCGCGACCUAUCGAUGUACUGCAGCUAACCACCUUGGUCGAAUUGCUGCAACUGCUACCCUUAGAGUUCUUGUUGCACCCAAGUUAAUAGUAGAGCCUGAUGACAAGUAUGCUAGUCCAGGUUCAAGCAUCCAGUUCACAUGCCAGGCUGAUGGGGUUCCCCCUCCCAUCAUCUCCUGGUUUAAAGAUGGUCAACCCAUUGUUCCUUUUGGAAGUCUGACUAUUUCUUUACAUGGUAUUAGUCUUGGCGUGCAGCAUGUUAAACCUGCAGAUGAGGGAGAAUAUACCUGCCGUGCUCAGAAUGCUGCAGGUAUGCAGGAAGCAUCAGCAACACUCUAUGUUCGGGAUAAGGUAGCUCCUGUUAUACGCAAAGAACCUCGAGAUGUCUCAGCAGUUACAGGUCAAGAAGUAAUUGUGUUCUUGAAAGCUGAUGGUCGACCAAAAAACCUUUAAAUUAUUUUUCAGCGUGACAGGAGUCGUUCACCUCAUCCUCAUGAGUUGCUUCGCAUAUUCCGUUUCCCUUCUUCUGAUGGACGGGAGAUAGCAAGGGCGACUGAAAUGAUUGAGCAGACUCUUAAAAUUGUAAUGAGGCAUGUGGAAUCAGGCAUGGUGUUUAAUCUUACAACGUUCAGCUACCAGGAUCUUCUUUCUCCUGAAAAGUUGUAUUUGCUGAGGAACCUCUCUGGGUGCUUGGCACAUCGUCGAACGGUCUACUGUGAUGACAUGUGCUUUCAUGCAAAAUACCGCACUAUUGAUGGCACUUGCAACAAUCUCCGCAACCCACUGUGGGGAGCAUCCUUGACGGGCUUCAGACGUGUUUUGGCUCCUGUUUAUGAAAAUGGAUUUAAUACACCUGUUGGUUGGUCAAAGACAAAAAGAUACCAUGGGUUCUUCAAGCCCAGUGCAAGAUUAGUUUCCUCUAGAAUUAUUAGCACGGAGGAAGUAUCACCUGAUCACCAUUGUACACACAUGUUGAUGCAGUGGGGACAGUUCCUUGAUCAUGACCUAGAUCAUGCACUUCCUUCUAUAUCUUCAGAAAGUUUUCAUGAUGGUGUAAACUGUCAGAGGUAAGUGAAUAACAGCAGUCUGCCUAAACUUG